AUGCUGAAACUCGCAGACUUCGGUUUCGCCCGCGUCCUCCCGUCGACAUCCCUCGCCGACACCCUCUGCGGCUCACCGUUGUAUAUGGCGCCUGAAAUUCUCCGCUAUGAGCGCUACGAUGCCAAGGCCGAUCUCUGGUCGGUCGGAACGGUGCUCUACGAGAUGAUCACUGGCCGGCCUUCGUUCCGCGCCAGGAAUCACGUCGAACUACUGAGGAAGAUCGAGGCCGCUGAAGACAAGAUCAAAUACCCGAAGGAUGCCAACGUGAGCAGAGAUCUGGUGAAGCUCAUCAGUAAGCUGCUCACUCGUAACCCCGUCGAGCGAAUCAGGUUCGAAGAUUUCUUCGCCGACCCUAUCGUGGCUGGUGCCAUUCCCGGCGUUGUUGAAGAUGAUAUUCCGAAACCGCCUCAGGAGCAAAGGAAUUCUAUCGAAGCCCGUGCGAGCACCAAGCCUGAGAGCAUGCCCCUGUCACGACAAGCAUCCCUAAGGCGCCAUGCUGAGGAGACUGGUCUGUCCCGCUCUCCCCGUGCAGGUCUCUCAGGGUCUCCGCAAACUGAGGGCUCGGGGUUGCCACGGGGAUCCCGCCCGUCCGGCGAACGCCUUAGCAGCUCGCCCGGCCAAGACAGUGGUCAAGGUCUCGGAAUCCGCCGGCCACCUCCACCGCAGCCAUCAACCUCCGCACCGGCCAGGCCUCACAGGCCAUCAAAUGCAUCUUACACCCGCCCAUCAGCUCGCGGCUCCCCGUCGCCCACAUCGUCAUCCUUCGACAACGCUCAUCGAGGCAAACUUCGACCUGUGACUGAGCGCAGCAUGACGGAAUCGGACAGAGCGGCGCAGGAUGUCGCCUUUGAGCGUGACUAUGUCUUGGUGGAAAAGAAACAUGUUGAGGUGAAUGCUUUCGCAGACGAAAUGGCAGCCAACCCUCGACUCAACUUCUCGCCAAAAUCUGGCCAGCAGAUGGUCCGCCGCGCUACCCAGCAGGGCGCACCCACAUCAACGACGGGCGCCGUUCGGGCCCAGACAUCGCAAGCAGUCCAAAUCGCGCAGGGCCGGGAGUUUCCCACUCAUGAACGCCGUGGCUCCUACGAAAAGAGUUUUUCUGGUAGCCCCGGGUCCGCUACGCCAAGCUUUAUCACGAAGGCCAUCCAGGAUGCCAGUGUGCGCCUAUUUGGUUUCAAAGUGCCACAUCACGUUCUGGGCAAGGGGCAGUCGCCACCACAAAUCUACAGCGCAUUUCCUGCCUACCCUACCACUCACGGUCCCGCUGGCCUUCUCGAGGAUGGAAAACAGAGAUUGCCUACAGAUGAGGACGCCCGAGCCGUCAAGUAUAUCCAAGACUUGGCUCACCGCAGCGAUUGCGUCUUUGGUUUUGGCGAAGUCAAAUACAAACAACUCCUUCCUAUCGCUCCGUCGACGGACACUGGGCUAGGUGGCCUCUCUGCUGAUGAGGCUUCCGAGGACAACGGUCUGACGCUGGAGGCUGUCGUCGUGCUCUCCGAGGAGGCCUUGGUGCUCUACGUCAAGGCUUUGACGCUUUUGGCCAAGGCUAUGGAUGUGGCAAACGCUUGGUGGGUACAGAAAUCGCGUUCGGAGUCGACCGUUGCUCUGGAUCCUGCGAAGGAGAAUCUUAUUCUGCGAAUGAACUCGACAGUUCAAUGGGUUCGCGGGCGGUUCAAUGAGGUUCUCGAAAAGACCGAAAUUGUUCGUCUGAAACUCAUCGAGGCCCAGAAGCAGCUGCCCGAGGACCACCCCAGCCAUCCUAGGAACCAGGGCGAGAGUUGCUCCUUGUCUACUUCGGCGGGUACCGAGCAAGUCUACUUGACGCCUGGUAUUAGUGCUGAGAAGCUCAUGUACGAUCGCGCUCUGGAGAUGAGUAAGCGUGCUGCCAUUGACGAAAUUGCAAACGUUGAUCUCGAGGGUUGCGUAAUCUCUUACGUUACGGCUAUUUACAUGCUUGAGGCUGUGCUGGACAACGACGGUGAGACGACUAAGGCACGUUCUGCCAGCACCAGUAAGAACACUGUGUCCCAGGACGACGUCACCAGCGAUCUGGAUAGCGACGACCAGCAAGUGGUCAAGAAGAUGAUUCACAUGAUAUCUUCCCGCUUGGCCAUGGUCAGGAAGAAGAUGGCGGCUAUCGCUGAGGCCUCGAGGUCUGAGCAGAGCCAGCAGCAGGCUUCAGGACGCAAGCGAAGUGGCGAUGUCACCCCGCGAAGUGUUCCAACACAUGCCUCCUAA
Verticillium alfalfae VaMs.102 is the source of this 2238-nucleotide messenger RNA. Its product is annotated as MAP kinase-activated protein kinase. Lineage: Eukaryota; Fungi; Ascomycota; Sordariomycetes; Glomerellales; Plectosphaerellaceae. Gene Ontology annotation, molecular function: ATP binding; protein serine/threonine kinase activity. Bases 1 to 2238 code for a protein of 745 amino acids. Gene Ontology annotation, cellular component: autophagosome; cytoplasm. The record is from RefSeq and is a predicted model, not a curated record. The transcript is spliced from 2 exons. Gene Ontology annotation, biological process: autophagosome organization; peptidyl-serine phosphorylation; autophagy.